AUGACAGAAUCCAAAGGUUUGAAACAUUUGUUCAAACACGAGAAAUCUGAUAAGGAGAAAGAAGAAAAACAUGGAAUUUCUAAAUUCUUUCAUCAUAAUUCUUCAGGUGAAAUCUCCAGAACCCCAUCGGUUUUAUCAUUAAGAAGACAUAAUAGUCAAACUUUAAAGAAAGAACCACCCAAGAAAUUAAGUAAAGCCGAGACUUUAGCUCAUUUAUCCCAUCUCAAUGAAAAGAAUAAGAAACAUCUUGAAAGGAAUAAUGAAAAGUAUCCUGAAAAUGAUGAUGAUUCAUCAAUUGCUCCAAGUACUAUGAGUGUUUCCAAUAGUACAUAUUCCCAAAACAAUACACAUCAUGAAAAGAUUGUGUAUAAUCCAUUUGGAAUGAAUAAAGAUUUAGUCGAUGAUAAACCGAAAGAAGCCAGUUUCUAUAUGAAUAAUACUGGUGGAGGUAGAAUUUUAUCAAACCCUGUUCAUGACCCUAAUGAUUAUUUACCUGAUGACUUGAAGGAAGAUCAUAUCAAUUUAUUUGAUGAUUUUGAUAUUGACACCCAUGAAAAGAAGUUAGGUGAUGGAGGUUCAAGUGAUGUGAGGUUGAUUACUUUACAUAGUAAUAAGAAAAAAAUAUUUGCAUUGAAAAGGUUCACAUUAUUGGAUAAAGAAACGGAUUCUGAAUUUUAUAAAAGAGCUGUAAAAGAGUAUUUAAUAUCCAAAAAAGCAGGAAAAUCUCGUCAUGUUGUUAAUACUUUAUCAAUUGUCCGUAUUCAAAGUUUGAAUGACUUAAAUAGAGGUUGGGGAUUUGUUUUGGAAUUUUGCCCCGGUGGUGAUUUAUUUAAUUUAAUCGUCAAACCUGGUUGGAAAAGAACAAGUCUUAGUGAAAGAUAUUGUGUUUUCAAACAAAUAGCCCAUGGGUUAAAAUUCUUACAUGAUGAAGAUAUUGUUCAUAGGGAUUUAAAACCUGAAAAUGUUUUAAUUGAUCAAAAUGGUAUGGCUAAAUUAUGUGAUUUUGGAGUUAGUGAUUUCGGUCAUGAAGUUGAGGGGGACUUCAAUCUGGAAAUUAAAUUAUCAACAGCUUUUGUAGGUUCACCACCUUAUUCACCACCUGAAGUAAUGCAAUUAAAAGAAGUCAGUCAUUCAGAAUUGAAAAAUUGGGCCUAUGAUCCAUUCAAAAUGGAUUAUUGGGGUUUAGGGAUGUUAUUAUUUGUUAUAGUCUAUGGAGGUGUACCUUUCAAUUCUGCUUCACCUAAUGAUCAUGGAUUUAGAGAUUAUAAAUUCAAUCAUCAUAGAUUUUGUUCUAAUAACGUUAAUUUCAAAAAUAAUGUAGAUUACAAUAGAGGUCCUGGAUCUGAAUUCAAAUGGGCUUCACAAUUUCAAAAUCAUGGAGCUGCAAGAGUUGCAUGGAAACUAUGUGAUCCAAGUGUAAAAUAUAGAUAUGAUAUGAAAUUAUUAUUUAAUGAUCCUUGGUUUACCAGUCUAGAAAUGUGUACUUAUGAAGAUGAAGAUCAAAGUGUUACAGGGAUUGUUUACCCUAAUACUGGUGGAUCAGCAAGUCAUUCAACUUCCACUUCAAAUAAUGGUUCUAGAGCACCUUCAAGAACAAGUUCAAAACAUAAGAGAAAUGUUGAAGAAUUAAGUCAUUCGUUUAAAAGUAUGUUAGAUUUGGGUAACCCUAAAGAGAUCAAACAAUUAAAAGAAGCCCAAGAAUUAAACGAUAAACCAAAAGAUUCAUUGAUUCCAAAUGAAAAUGCCUUAGAUAAAGACGAUCAGGGAUCAAUAAAAUCAGCUUCUUCAUUGACACCAUUACAAUUAAAUUGUUGUGAUUGUAAAGGUGAUAAUAAUCUUAAUAAGAAACAAUUCAAAUCAAUGUUGGAUUUCCAAGGUGAAUUACCAAGUGUUAAAGAAGAUGUUAAUCUGAUAGCUGAAAGUGCUGGAAAGGAUGAAUGUACCUGUAAUUGUCAUAAAAAACCCGAAUCGAAACUUUCAUUUGACAGGAAAGAUAGUAUAUUGAAUUUGAAUGAUGAUGAAAAGUUACAAUCAAGAACCAGUUCUUCAUUAUAUUUAGAUGAAGAAGCCAAAGCAUGUGACGUCAAAUUAGAUAAUACUGGACUUUGUGAUUUAGGGUACAAGAUUAAGAAACAUCAUCAUCUUGAUAUAAGUGGAGUUUCAAUAUCGGGUAAUGGAAGUAAUAAGUGGCAUAGAUAA
Messenger RNA from Yamadazyma jaroonii, 2199 nucleotides. NCBI's taxonomy places the organism in Eukaryota, Fungi, Ascomycota, Pichiomycetes, Serinales, Debaryomycetaceae. The record is from the annotation of a GenBank genome assembly.